AUGUCUAAGGGACUUACAGUUGGCAUUGAUCUUGGCAUCACCUACUCCUGUGUGGGUGUCUUUCAGCAUGGAAAGGUGGAAAUAAUUGCCAGUGACCAGGGUAACUGCACCACACAGAGUUAUGUUGCUUUCACUGACACAGAACAAUUAAUUGGGGAUGUGGCCAAGAAUCAGGUUUCAAUGAACCCCACCAACACAGUUUUUGAUGCCAAAUGUCUGAUUGGACAUAGGUUUGAUGAUGCUGUUGUUAGGUCUGAUAUGAAGCAUUGGCCCUUCAUGGUGGUAAAUGAUGCAAACAGGCUCAAGGUCCAAGUGGAAUACAAAGGGGAGACAAAAAAUUUCUACCCAGAGGAAGUGUCCUCAAUGGUUCUGACAAAGAUUAAGGGAAUUGCAGAAGCAUACCCCGGAAAGACUGUUACCAAUGCCACGGUCACAGGGCCAGCUUACCUCAAUGACUCUCAGCAGCAGGCAACAAAAUAUGCUGGAACUAUUGCUGGCCUCAAUGUACUUCGAAUUAUCAAUGAACCAACUACUGCUGCUAUUGCUUACGGCAUAGAUAAGUGA
Molecule: messenger RNA, 564 nt
Organism: Mastomys coucha (southern multimammate mouse)
Lineage: Eukaryota; Metazoa; Chordata; Mammalia; Rodentia; Muridae
Product: heat shock cognate 71 kDa protein-like
Exons: 1
Coding region: 1-564 (187 amino acids)
Biological process (GO): protein refolding; cellular response to unfolded protein; vesicle-mediated transport
Cellular component (GO): nucleus; cytoplasm; plasma membrane
Molecular function (GO): ATP-dependent protein folding chaperone; heat shock protein binding; ATP hydrolysis activity
Source: RefSeq, a predicted model, not a curated record